Molecule: messenger RNA, 1122 nt
Organism: Auanema sp. JU1783
Lineage: Eukaryota; Metazoa; Nematoda; Chromadorea; Rhabditida; Rhabditidae
Source: the annotation of a GenBank genome assembly
AUGAGCGAACUAACAAUCUACGCCAUUCUCGAGUUGAUGCUCUCAAUUCAUAUUUCACUAUCUAAUUUACUAGUCUUAUGGGUCUAUUUUCGAUAUAAACAUGUACGAACAGCUACCAAUACCUAUAUAUUCUCUUUAGCUUUAACUGAUUUUCUAGCAGGAAGUUUGGGCAUUCCACUGACUGUUAUGAGCGUAUUGACACUCAAACCUAAUUCAUAUUAUGAAUGUUUAAUAGUUCACUUAAUUCUAUGUAUUCUAUGUACAGUUUCAACAUUUCAUAUGUUAGCUAUUGCUUUUGAUAAGUAUAUAACGAUAUGUUGUAAGGAUCAACUGUUUGAAACAAGACAUCAUCGAGCUAUAAUCCUCAUCGCUUCUUCAUGGAUUAUAGGUACCGCAAUCGCCAUUAUGCCUGUAUUCAAUAUAUUCGGUUUUGCUGAAACAGAGAAUGAUUUCAUUCAUCAUAAUAUGGAAUGUCAUUUCACAGUAGUUGUUGAUUACGGUUAUCUCGUUUAUGUUAUCUUUGUUGGAACCAUCUUAGCUCCAACUGUAUUCAUUAUCUUCUGUUAUGUAAGCAUCUAUAGUCGAAUAAGAAAAGAAGAACAACAGGUUCGAUGCUUGUUGCCAAAAACAGAGCAGGAACGACGACUGCAGGGUCGACGAAAAUUAAUCAAAAUCCUACUGAUUCUCGUCGUCUCAUAUGGAAUUUGCUGGUAUCCUUUGUAUAUAAUUAAUACAGUUGAAUACUUUUGGCCGAAUUCAUCGAUGAAAGAUCUAACACUAUGGACGGUCGUUUUGUCACAUAUAUCAUGCGCAUUGAAUCCUUUGAUUUAUGCAUAUGGAAUGCCGGGCUUCAAAAAGGCAUUACGUAAUUUCUUCAAUAUUAAAUCGGAUAACAACAACACAUAUAUUGGUAAUCAUUCACAAUAUAUGAAUAGUAAGCGGUUUGAUCCACUUGGCAGUCAACAUUCAAGGCAUACUACUUCUCUCAAAACAUCUGAGGAAUCUCACUUGAAAGCACGCAAAAUAAGUGCGCCUGUAACAUAUAAUCGUCGUUCUACACCAAUACAUCAUCAUCAAGCACGUAAAGCAACUUUAAUAAGCAUAGCUUUAGCUGUUAUUUAA